GGCUUCACGGGACGCAGUACGCAUGCUCUUGCGCCGAACUUGAGGAGCCAGUCUGGGGCCUAGGCGCAGACGCACUGAGCCUAAGCGGCCGGUGAUGGCGGCAGCGGCGGCGGUGGCUGCGGCGGGUCCGGGCCCAUGAGGCGACGAAGGAGGCGGGACGGCUUUUACCCAGCGCCAGACUUCCGAGACAGGGAAGCUGAGGACAUGGCAGGAGUAUUUGACAUAGACCUGGACCAGCCAGAGGACGCGGGCUCUGAGGAUGAGCUGGAGGAGGGGGGUCAGUUAAAUGAAAGCAUGGACCAUGGGGGAGUUGGACCAUAUGAACUUGGCAUGGAACAUUGUGAGAAAUUUGAAAUCUCAGAAACUAGUGUGAACAGAGGGCCAGAAAAAAUCAGACCAGAAUGUUUUGAGCUACUUCGGGUACUUGGUAAAGGGGGCUAUGGAAAGGUUUUUCAAGUACGAAAAGUAACAGGAGCAAAUACUGGGAAAAUAUUUGCCAUGAAGGUGCUUAAAAAGGCAAUGAUAGUAAGAAAUGCUAAAGAUACAGCUCAUACAAAAGCAGAGCGGAAUAUUUUGGAGGAAGUAAAGCAUCCCUUCAUUGUGGAUUUAAUUUAUGCCUUUCAGACUGGUGGAAAACUCUACCUCAUCCUUGAGUAUCUCAGUGGAGGAGAACUAUUUAUGCAGUUGGAGAGAGAGGGGAUAUUUAUGGAAGACACAGCCUGCUUUUACUUGGCAGAAAUCUCCAUGGCUUUGGGGCAUUUACAUCAAAAGGGGAUCAUCUACAGAGACCUGAAGCCGGAGAAUAUCAUGCUUAAUCACCAAGGUCAUGUGAAACUAACAGACUUUGGACUAUGCAAAGAAUCUAUUCAUGAUGGAACAGUCACACACACAUUUUGUGGAACAAUAGAAUACAUGGCCCCUGAAAUCUUGAUGAGAAGUGGCCACAAUCGUGCUGUGGAUUGGUGGAGUUUGGGAGCAUUAAUGUAUGACAUGCUGACUGGAGCACCCCCAUUCACUGGGGAGAAUAGAAAGAAAACAAUUGACAAAAUCCUCAAAUGUAAGCUCAAUUUGCCUCCCUACCUCACACAAGAAGCCAGAGAUCUGCUUAAAAAGCUGCUGAAAAGAAAUGCUGCUUCUCGUUUGGGAGCUGGCCCUGGGGAUGCUGGAGAAGUUCAGGCUCAUCCAUUCUUUAGACACAUUAACUGGGAAGAACUUCUGGCACGGAAGGUGGAGCCCCCAUUUAAGCCUCUGUUGCAAUCUGAGGAGGAUGUGAGUCAGUUUGAUUCCAAGUUUACACGUCAGACACCUGUUGACAGUCCAGAUGACUCAACUCUCAGUGAAAGUGCCAAUCAGGUCUUUCUGGGUUUUACAUAUGUGGCUCCAUCUGUACUUGAAAGUGUGAAAGAAAAGUUUUCUUUUGAACCAAAAAUCCGAUCACCUCGAAGAUUUAUUGGCAGCCCACGAACACCUGUCAGCCCGGUCAAAUUUUCUCCUGGGGAUUUCUGGGGAAGAGGUGCUUCAGCCAGCACAGCAAAUCCUCAGACACCUGUGGAAUACCCAAUGGAAACAAGUGGAAUUGAACAGAUGGAUGUGACGAUGAGUGGGGAAGCAUCAGCACCACUUCCAAUACGACAGCCUAACUCCGGGCCAUACAAAAAACAAGCUUUUCCCAUGAUCUCCAAACGGCCAGAGCACCUGCGUAUGAAUCUAUGACAGAGCAAUGCUUUUAAUGAAUUUAAGGCAAAAAAAGGUGGGGAGGGGAUGUGUGAGCAUCCUGCAAGGUGAAACAAGAAGACUCAAAAUGACAGUCUCAAAGAGUCGGUGUCAUUACACAGAACACUUUGGACGAGGAAAAAUAAAUAACGGAUUUUUAAAAAUCAAUCAAUGGUGCAAAAAAAAAAACUUAAGCAAAAUAGUAUUGCAGAACUCUUAGGCACGUCGAUUAAUUGAUUCCUGGCGACAUCUUCUCAAUCUUAUCAAGGAUUUUCAUGUUGAUGGCUCAAAACUGACAGUAUUAAGGGUAGGAUGUUGCUUCUGAAUCACUGUUGAGUUCUGAUUGUGUUGAAGAAAGGGUUAUCCUUUCAUUAGGCAAAGUAUGAAAUUGUCUAUAAUACUUGCAACUAAGGACAAAUUAGCAUGCAAGCUUGGUCAAACUUUUUCCAGCAACAUGGAAUCAAAGACAAAAGAAACUUAUCAAUUGAUGUUUUACGUGCAAACAACCUGAAUCUUUUUUUUAUAUAAAUAUAUAUUUUUCAAAUAGAUUUUUGAUUCAGCUCAUUAUGGAAAAAACAUCCCAAACUUUAAAAUGCGAAAUUACUGGUUGGUGUGAAGAAAGCCAGACAACUUCUGUUUCUUCUCUUGGUGAAAUAAUAAAAUGCAAAUGAAUCAUUGUUAACCACAGCUGUGGCUUGUUUGAGGGAUUGGGGUGGACAUGGGGUUUGUUUUCAGUAACCCAGCUGCAAUACCUGUCUGUAAUAUUUAAAAAAAAAAAAAAAGAAUGUUUAAUCAUUUCUACUUGCAGUACUGCUAUGUGCUAAGCUUAACUGGAAGCCUUGGAAUGGGCAUAAGUUGUAUGUCCUACAUUUCAUCCUUGUCCUGGGACUGCAUUGCACUGGAAAAAAAUCACCACCUGUUCUUACACCAGAUUUGGUUCAAGAUGCCAAAUGUGUUCAGCCCAUGGUUGAAAAACAACAGAAGAGAGUCAGGAUAAAAUGCAUACUGAGGGUGGCAAACUGAGGGAGAUAGGGAUAUCCAGGGAAAGAGGGCGUUGCUAUGGUCCACUCUCUGUCUAAUCUCUUUACUGAAAAUUGGUAAGAUUUUAAGUUUUACUUUUUACUGUUUUUGCUGUCUACCUUCCUUACAUUUUUUUUCCUCAACAGUUUUAAAAAGAAAAAAGGUCUACUUUUUUUCUCCUACACUGGGGCUACAUUUUUUGAUUGUAAAAAUACUUGAUGGCCUUUUGAUGAAUGUCUUCCACCAUGAGUAAGAAAACUUAGUGACUUAACAUAGGAAACAUGUUAACAGGAUACUAUGUUUUUGAAAUUGUAAUAAAAUCUACAUAAAUGAUUUACAGGUACAAAGAGUAAAAAUAAAGGUAACUUUACCUUUCUUAAAUA
Molecule: messenger RNA, 3116 nt
Organism: Carlito syrichta (Philippine tarsier)
Lineage: Eukaryota; Metazoa; Chordata; Mammalia; Primates; Tarsiidae
Gene: RPS6KB1
Product: ribosomal protein S6 kinase B1
Exons: 15
Coding region: 136-1713 (525 amino acids)
Biological process (GO): signal transduction; protein phosphorylation; cellular response to insulin stimulus
Molecular function (GO): ATP binding; protein serine/threonine kinase activity
Source: RefSeq, a predicted model, not a curated record